Molecule: messenger RNA, 258 nt
Organism: Ilex paraguariensis (yerba mate)
Lineage: Eukaryota; Viridiplantae; Streptophyta; Magnoliopsida; Aquifoliales; Aquifoliaceae
Source: the annotation of a GenBank genome assembly
AUGGAAAGAAGUUCUGUCAUGACAAAUGAAUCACCAGCUGACAACAGAAAGGGAGUACAAGCAACAGAAGUACCAGAAAAUGGGCCAGCCCAUCAGAUUUCCUAUGAACUCAAGGAAGAUUUAUCUGUCCCUCAACACGAUGAAGACAACCCAAGCAGUUCUGUUACUAACCACUUGCCUAGGCGGAGAGUACACAUUGCUGUAAUGGUUUUAUAAUAUUCUUGUAACCUCACGGUCACAUGCACCAGUUAAAAGCAC